AUGGAUCCAUCCGUCUCCACUGCCCCCCGCGGGUGCCAGCUUCUCAGUCCAUCUCCAGCAGGACCAUCACUCAUCAAUACGACGCCAUCUGACACCCCGACUCACAGACACUUAAGACUGCGCUGUGGUCAAGGAGAGCCACAUCCUGGUGACACCGAGGAGAGCUGUCAGCCGAUCACCACUGUGGGACGUCCCGCCACAAGCUGCUGUUCAGGGUGUUUUUACACGGUGUCCCUGACCCUGCUCCAGCUGUCUCUGGUCGAAUACUGCCCUCUACUGGACACGUGCAUAAAGCCUGAACAAAGCAGUCAGCACAUCUCACCGGGUUUGGAGAGCCAGCCCAUGCUCUGUCUCCCCUACAGCCUCCACCCUGCUGCUACACCGGGCUGGGUCUGGCAGGGAUGUGUGAUAUGGUGGGGGAUGGGCUUCAAGUAUUUUGGGGAAGACAGAGAGGAAGGAAGUGAAUAG
This is a messenger RNA of Knipowitschia caucasica, 468 nucleotides long. Lineage: Eukaryota; Metazoa; Chordata; Actinopteri; Gobiiformes; Gobiidae. The record is from the annotation of a GenBank genome assembly.